This is a messenger RNA of Hippocampus comes (tiger tail seahorse), 3476 nucleotides long. RefSeq names its product phospholipase C, delta 3a (gene plcd3a). The coding region runs from base 138 to 2513 and encodes 791 amino acids. The record is from RefSeq and is a predicted model, not a curated record. The transcript has 15 exons. Gene Ontology annotation, biological process: intracellular signal transduction; lipid metabolic process. Gene Ontology annotation, cellular component: plasma membrane. Gene Ontology annotation, molecular function: phosphatidylinositol-4,5-bisphosphate phospholipase C activity; calcium ion binding. Lineage: Eukaryota; Metazoa; Chordata; Actinopteri; Syngnathiformes; Syngnathidae.
CUCUCUCUCUCUCCCCCCCCCCCCUUUUCAUUCCUCGGGUGCUUUUUGGGCCAGAGCGAGUCCACGGAGGCACCUGGCCACAAGCAGCAAGUUGCUUCCAACCCAGGCAGGCAGGACGCAAGCGUCUCUCAGCCAUCAUGUUGGCCAGCAGCGGCAAGUCACCGGUUACCUCUGCCAGGGAGUCCAGAGCCAAAGUGCCCGAGAGGACCGCGGAUCCCAUUCGGAGGCUUGGUCUGCUGGACAACGAGGACGUGCGUGUGAUGAUGCGGGGCUCCAACAUGGUGAAAGUUCGCUCUCCGAGAUGGCAGAAAAGCCGAACCCUGCGCCUGCUGGAGGACGGACUCACCGUGUGGUGCGAGUCGUCCAAGAGUUCCCGCAAGGCCAAAGCCCGUCAGACGUUUGCGGUGACCGAAGUGGAGUGUGUGCGCGAGGGUUGCCAGUCGGAGGCGCUGCGCCGGAUUUCGGGCUCGGUGCCGGACAGCCACUGCUUCACGGUGGUCUUCCGGGGGGCCCGCAAGAGCCUGGACCUGCUGUGCCCGUGCGAGGACGAGGCGCAGCGCUGGGUGCGAGGCCUGCGCACCCUGAAGGAGCGCGUUGCCAACAUGACACAAAAGGAGAAACUGGACCAUUGGAUCCGCGGCUACCUGCGGCGAGCGGAUCAGAACCAGGACGGCAAGAUGAGCUACGACGAAGUCCGCCGGCUGCUGCAGAUGAUCAACAUUGACCUGAGUGAGCAGUACGCUCGCUCCUUGUUCAAGAGGUGCGACCGGUCCGGGGACAGCCGUUUGGACCACAACGAGAUCGAGGAGUUCUGCCGGGAGCUGCUGCGCCGGCCCGAGCUGGACGCCGUCUUCCGCCACUACUCCAGCAACGGCUGCGUGCUCUCCACCGCCGAGCUGCGAGACUUCUUGGGAGACCAAGGAGAGGACGCCAGCCUGGCCCACGCACAGACCCUCAUCGGCACCUUUGAGCUCAACGACUGGGCACAGAGGAACCACUUCAUGACACAGAACGGCUUCACAAUGUACAUGCUGUCACGGGAGAACGAUGUGUUGAACCCAGAGCACGCCCGCGUCUACCAAGACAUGAGCCGCCCCCUGGCCCAUUACUUCAUCUCCACCUCGCACAACACCUACCUCACCAAGGACCAAGUGACCAGCGCAAGCAGCACCGAGCCCUAUAUCAGGGCUUUAAUUCAAGGCUGCCGCUGCGUGGAGCUGGACUGCUGGGAUGGAGAUAAAGGCGAGCCGGUCAUCUACCACGGUCACACGCUGACUUCCAAAGUGCCCUUCAAAGAGGUCAUUGUCACCAUCGCACAGUAUGCCUUCAAGGCGUCUCCAUACCCCCUAAUCUUGUCCCUGGAGAACCAUUGCUCCGUGGAGCAGCAAGUGGUCAUGGCCAAACACCUCCACGCCAUCCUGGGCAACAAGCUGCUGAACAAGCCCCUCAGUGACCAUGCACUCGAUGACCUGCCCUCACCUGAAGAGCUGAAGGGACGUAUACUGGUGAAAGGGAAGAAGCAAAUCCCUCAGCUGGGUCAGCUGGGCAAGAACGGAAGCUACGGCAGUUUCUCCUCAAGCUCCGAGGAUGAGCAGACAGGCGGAAACAAGAGCACGCCCAGGAAGGACCCAGCCAAGGUGUGCUCCAAACUGAGCGUGGAGCUGUCAGAGUUGGUGGUGUACUGCCGCAGCGUCCCCUUCUGCGGUUUCACAAACGUGGGUGAAAAGCCGCCGGAGGAAAUGUCCUCCUUCUCUGAGAAUGACGCCCUCAGGCUCAUCAAAGACUCGGGGAAGCUUUUUGUGAAACACAACAGCAGACAGCUAAGCCGGAUCUACCCAUCCGGACAGCGCCUCCAGUCGUCCAACUACAAUCCCCAGGAAAUGUGGAACGCUGGCUGCCAGAUGGUGGCUCUCAACUUCCAGACCCCCGGUGAGCAGAUGGACCUGAACCAGGGCCGUUUUCUUCCCAAUGGCCGUUGCGGCUACGUCCUGAAGCCCGGCUUCCUGUGCAGCGGCGAGUCCGAUUUCAACCCGGAGAACACGGGUGGGGGUCCUGGUCACAUCCCCACCCAGCUGACUAUACGAGUGAUAUCAGCACAGCAACUUCCCAAAAUCAACACAGACAAGGCCAGCUCCAUUGUGGACCCGCAGGUGUGGGUGGAGAUUCAUGGCGUGGCCAUCGACAACACCAGAGACAAAACCCACCGCAUUGACAACAAUGGCUUUAACCCGCGAUGGGACUGCACACUCAGCUUCCAGUUGCAGGUGCCCGAGCUGGCAUUGGUGCGCUUCGUCGUCGAGGACCACGAUCACACGGCCAAGAACGACUUUGUGGGACAGUUUACUAUACCCUUCACCAGCUUGCGUACAGGUUACCGACAUGUCCACCUGCUGAAGGCCGACGGGUCCCGGCUGGCCCCCGCCACGCUCUUCAUCCACGUGAAAGUGUCCCGCAAAGGCGUUCCCAUCAAACACGUGUGUGAAAGUACGCCUUCGCCCAAGAGAAAAGUGUAAAACUUCACCAAGUGAGACUUUAGUUCAGGGGUGGGCAAGCUUUUGUGCUCAAGAGCCACAUUGGAUUUUUACAGAUGGACAACUCAUUUGUAGAUGAUUUUAAAACUAAUAAUAAUGAUAAUAAUAAGUUAAACAAUAAUUAAUUCUCAUUUAAUUUUAUUAUGUUGAAUUAAUUUAAUUACAAAUAGGGCAGCAAAUGGCUAAAAAAAAUAACUAAUUACAUUUUAGUAACCAAUUUUAGGGGCAGGGGGCAUUUUCAAUGCAACAAAUAUUGCUCAUCCCUGCCGAGGUUGGACACAAGCAGCACUUCAUUGCCUGGAAUCACAGCACGCCGUUUUUUUGUUCCCGCAAUAUGAACACAAAUAAGUACUAAUGAAGUACUAAGAACAACAACAAAAAUCUAACUUACUGUACUUUGGCACUUUUAAUGUCUUUUAAUGUUUGUACCUCAACAACUUGAACUUAAAAUGACAAAAACAAGCAGUAUUAAAAAACGAUGUUUACGUCUUAAUCUGUACUUUAUGUCCUACGUACUAGUUUCACAUAAACAAAGAAAAGGAAAUUAGUCAAUUUACUCGUUUUGACUUGGAGACCAAUUAGUCUGUUUCUCAAUUUCUUGUUCUCUAUGUUGCCAAAAUAGAGCAAAUGAAUUGGCUGAUUAUUAUAGUUUAACCUUUCAGUAUUACAAAAAUGUUUUUUGUAGUUGAACAGGUCAUUUUAUGCAGUGGUCUAUUUAUUGUGACUAAUAUCUUUAUUACAAAUGAAUGAAUCAACUACUAGCACGCUAAUAUAUGUCUAUAGAUGAACUCAAGAGUCAUUAAUAACGGGGAUUUAUAAUUCUUUGUGUUUGUUGUUUCUUUUUUUUGUAUCAAAGCACUUUUUAGCGCUGGUUAUCCUUUAACCUUCUGAUGCAACCUUGUCAUUGUCGCGCAUUAAGUGCCAAUAAAGUUUUAAUUUAGUGAU